Messenger RNA from Bursaphelenchus xylophilus (pine wood nematode), 1118 nucleotides. Lineage: Eukaryota; Metazoa; Nematoda; Chromadorea; Rhabditida; Aphelenchoididae. The record is from the annotation of a GenBank genome assembly.
AUGGCAGCCAAAUCUAUGAUUCUGAUGACCUUGUGUGUGCUUGGCCUAAUAACUAUGGAGCAAGUACAGGCCUACCCUCGAGAGAUCAACCUCGCCCGGAGAGACAGCGAUCUCGACAGUCUCGCUAGCGAAUUCAAAUUCAAAGGCGGACGGAUGCGGUAAGCGAGAAAUAAUUGCACUGUGCUGAGCUCCAAAACACAUUCCCUCCGCGAAACAGAAAUUAUUUUAUCAGUUUGUCGGGAAAAUAGUGGCUUCGAAUCACCCAUUAUCGAUUUGUGACGGCUAGCUGCAGAUGGAAAUUUUGUGCGCGAAUGUACCCUUUUUCGACGAGGCGAAACAUUUUGCUGCGACGACCCCCACUAUUUUCCCGACAGACUGAUAAAACACGGUUUCUGAGUAUCAGUCGCAGAUACAGGAAAAAAAAUUUUGAUAUUUUUGUUUCAAAAUUUCCGGAGGCAUAUUGUACAUUUUUUGCCCAGUUCUGCCGUUAGCCUACCGUAAUUUAGAACAGCACGACCUUACAGCAAUAGGGUAUCAGUCAAAAAUUACUUAUCAGAAAUGAAUAAAAUAGGCUUUUUCUGAUACGGUUCAAUCGUAAUCUUGUAAAAUCGGUUCCGUCGCGGAGAUUCUCCGUUUUUGCAUAAGCGACAUGCACUUUCUCGCAACUUUGCCCCAAUUUUCUCGCGCGACAUCUGCGAUGAAUGCGUCGGGACUUUACGGCGCGACUAGUACUCGAUGCAGGGGUUUGCGAUGGUGCUGAUUUCGAAAAUUUUCUGAAAUUUUUUUCUCAAAUACUGUAAUAAGUUAUUUUUUUAAUUUUUUUAUAAAAAUAUCACCGAGUUGGAAAAAAAUAAAAAAAUACUAUUUUGUUGUUGUUUUUUGGAACUGUACUCAUUUACUUGACGCGACUUGACCUAUCAUUCAGACCAGCCAAGUUCCUGAAGAAAUUUGAUUGUCCGAGUUUUUUGAUAAUUUCACCUUUUGAAAAAGAGUUUUACACUUUGCGAAAAAUAAUUUUUCGCUUCAGAUUUGGAAAGCGUUCGAAGCCGGAGAAAGUGGUUUCGUUGACGGAAGACCCCAUGUAUUACACCGCCGACCGUUACAUGUGGCUACAGUAA